AUGUGGUGCAGUCACCUCUCGAACAAGACCGCCGAGGACCGCGUGCUCGAGUACGGCGCCGAGCUGUUCCGCAGCAGCGGCGAGCUGCUGCUCUGCCAGUUCUGCGACAAGCCGGUCGACCCACGCCGGCGCAGCUCGAUCGAGUAUCACCUGAAGAGCUUCUCGCACCAGCGCAAGUGGCGGCCGAUGGAGGUGGUGCCGAUCCUGCACGCCAGUCGGCCCGCCUACCAGGUGGCGCAGGUGCCGGCGCGGCGCCGGCGGCGUGGUCGACGGCGCCCCGUCGCCGUCGACUCGGCCGACCCGCGCGGUCGCAGUCACCUCUCGAACAAGACCGCCGAGGACCGCGUGCUCGAGUACGGCGCCGAGCUGUUCCGCAGCAGCGGCGAGCUGCUGCUCUGCCAGUUCUGCGACAAGCCGGUCGACCCACGCCGGCGCAGCUCGAUCGAGUAUCACCUGAAGAGCUUCUCGCACCAGCGCAAGGUGCGCUCGCUGACGGGCGAGGCGGGCAGCCCGGGCAGCGGGUCGGACAGUCCGGCGGCCGGCGACGAGCCGCAGCCGCUGCUGCUGGAGCCGGGCGCAGCGAUGAAGCUGGACCCGACGUCGACCGACUCACCGCUGCGUCAUCCCGACUGGGGCGCCCUCUUCAACGGACACGGCCCGGCCGCGCUCAGCCAGAUGUCGCUGCUGAUGGCCGAGGGCGUGGCGUCGUCUCUGUGUGAAGCUCAGCUUGCGGAGGGGCGCAGCAGCCCAGUUGUCAACGGCAGCACCGACAGCGAGCGCCACUGCUGCUGUCACUGCGCAUGCGCGCAACGCCAGGGAAACACGUUUCCGAACGAAUUGGUACUGAAAGUGCGGGUGGCCGACUCUCCUAGCCGCCAUUUUGUUCUGGUCGACCUGCCGACCAGUGACCUGACCUGGCUGCGCCUGCUGUCAGUCAGCUGUGCAGCCCUCGGCGUCCCUGUCAAGAUGGUGAAGGAGGUCCUAAAGCUGCCGAACACGUUACUAGUCCGGGACAAGGAUGUCCGGCGGCUGCUGGAUUACCAAGAGCUGGAGCUCAUCAUGCACAACGGCUGAAAAGCAAGGCACGCAAUCUAAGCAAACGCUUCCCGCGCAGCCCGGGUUUGCGCAAUGUGACGCCACUUAGUGGGACACGCUAAAGCUCUUAUGUGGAGCCUAUAGGGCAGCUGACGCACGGCGCGUUCGCUCGGCGGUGUUGUACGUGCGUCAAGUACACGAGCGGCGUGGACGAAGCGGCUCCGAUCCGCGGACCACAGCUCUUGCAGGCCACCAGCGAGGCCUCGGGCCAGGGCGAGCCGCGCCGCCCGCCGCUCAGCCAUCGCACCUUCUCGCACGUUAGAGUUGCAGUGGCUUAAACGUUGUUCGCUUCACGAGGACACGCGGCCGCGCUUUACUACUUACAUUCAGGUCACGCGCGUCGACCCCGCGCGGCGCGGCGGCGGGUCGGUCUGCGGUGGGCAUAGUGUCGCCGCCUCUGUCAGUCCGCCCCUCUCGCAGCCAGCCCGCGUCGGCCGGGCCUCGCCCCGGCAGCCGCGCCGCCGCCGCAGGGCCGCUCCGUGACGCGUGGCGACGCCGCCGGGCGUCGCCGUGACGGGCACCGCCUCAGGGCCGCGGGACGUGACACUGCGCGCGGGGCGUCACGCUCCACUAGUCAGCUGGCGCCAGGCUAGUCGUGAACGGCUCGUGCGUACCGGCCGCCGUAGAUGUGAUGUGCGCUUUCCAGCACUGUGCGUGCGGAGUCUUAGAGUGUGGUCGUCCGUGUCCCUGCCAUUUUAUUUGUGUGACCGCGUGGAGCGCGCUGGCCGCCUGCGCUGGUGAUUCGCCGGUUCGCGGCCAGCCAUUGUCAGGCUUCAACUCUCUCGCAAUAGACGUAUCGAACGCUACUGGA
Messenger RNA from Pollicipes pollicipes, 1906 nucleotides. RefSeq lists its product as uncharacterized. Gene Ontology annotation, biological process: regulation of transcription by RNA polymerase II. The transcript is spliced from 6 exons. Bases 1 to 1074 code for a protein of 357 amino acids. Gene Ontology annotation, molecular function: double-stranded DNA binding. The record is from RefSeq and is a predicted model, not a curated record. NCBI's taxonomy places the organism in Eukaryota, Metazoa, Arthropoda, Thecostraca, Pollicipedomorpha, Pollicipedidae. Gene Ontology annotation, cellular component: nucleus.